Messenger RNA from Drosophila kikkawai, 1767 nucleotides. RefSeq lists its product as uncharacterized. Lineage: Eukaryota; Metazoa; Arthropoda; Insecta; Diptera; Drosophilidae. The record is from RefSeq and is a predicted model, not a curated record.
AUGACUCCGCUGGUCAUCCUGCUACUCUGUCUUGGACAAGCUGGCGCUCAGUUUCCAGAAAUCUCCGCUGAAAGUGAUUCAGAUCUAGAAGAGGCUUUGCUCAGCCUUAUUCUAAAACUGCGCCAAGAUGAGUUUUUCGACAACCUGCUUAUCUACGGAAGAGAUUGCAUUUUCCAUCAAUUAACGAAAAGCUUGGGGGUGUCCACAGUGCUGGUUACCCUGGGCAGCACUAAUUUUGACUGGGCUUUUAGCAGCCUGACCUUGAUCCUUUGCUGCGACGAUGAAGCCGAAGAUGGAGAAAACCAACGUACCUUUAUGAAAACGCAAAGAAAUAGAAGAUUAAUUUACAUAGAAGAAAAUAUGGAACCAGAGAAAGUGUGCAAUGGGUAUUUCGAAGAUGAGGCAUAUAACGUAGCCAUCGUGAAAGAAGACUUUGGAAGGUCAAAUAUCAUUUACACCUGUCGCCUCUUUCAAAAGCCUAACUUCGAGCAAGUGAGUCUGCGAGAAGCUAAACCGAUUUAUAUAGAAAACUUUAGAAACAUGCAAGGAAGUCACAUAAGAGCCAUGAGAGAAUUAAUGCCGCCUAGAACUAUGGCUUAUGAGGACAAAAAGACGGGUAAGAAAAAGCUAAUAGGCUAUGUGGCCAACUUGUUCACGAACUUUGCCCAGAGGCUGAACGCCACCUUGGAAUUGUAUAUAAUACAGGAAAAUUCUAAUGGUAGAGAAAUUCUGUUGAACGUGAGAGCUGGUAUUCUUGACAUGGGUAUGAUGUUGGAGACAUAUGUACAUCCUAAGUCUCUUGACACAGCCAGCUAUCCCUACAUCCAUGCACCCUACUGUGUGAUGCUUCAAGUUCCAGCCAAGUUACCUUACAAUCUGGUGUAUGGGAAGAUAUUGGAUCCCCCUGUGCUCGGUAUACUCUUUGUGCUUUUCUGCAUUCUGUCUGUGCUGCUGAUUUACAGUCGCAAAAAGUCCUGGCAGGAUCUCAGCCUGGCCAAUGUCCUGCUGAAUGAUGUGAGUCUACGUGGCCUAUUGGGACAAUCGUUUCCCUUCCCCUCCAAUGCAAGCAAGCACCUGAGGUUGAUCUUUAUUAUUUUAUGCUUCGCCAGCGUCAUGCUUACCACCAUGUAUGCUGCCUACCUGCAGUCCUACUUCACUAAUCCCCCCUCGGAGCCUACCAUUCGCUCCUUUCAGGAUUUUACAAAGUUCAACAAGAAACUGGCCAUCAGCAGAUUUGAGUUGGAUGAAUUGCGGAUGACCAACAACUCAAGAUUUAAGGAUAUUAAUGAGAAGGACUUGGUAGUCAUAGAGGAUUCGAAUGAAUUUAUCAGGAUUCGGGACUCUUUAAAUCAAAGCUAUAGCUAUUUAGUCACCGGAGACCACUGGAGCACAUGCGAGGAGCAGCAGAAGAUGUUCAAGGAACCGGUAUUCUACUUAUCCAAUGAUCUCUGCCUCUCCCACCUUAUACCCAUUGCCAUUCCUGUGCGAAGAUUCCUUCCCUAUCGUCACCUCUUCGAUGAGCAUAUUAUGAGUCAGAAUGAGUUUGGUUUGGUGGGUUACUGGAGAGCCCACAGCUUCUUAGACAUGGUGAGACUGGGCAUAAGGCCACUGGUUUCCGAAGAUCUGAGGCAAACAAAGACUAACGACAAGAGCCUAAUUCUGAAGGAUGUCUCCUGGGUCUUGGAACUCUACUUGGCGGCCAUGGUUUUUAGUAUUUGCUGUUUCAUAUUGGAGGUUCUAAGCGCGAGGGAACGCUUCAGUCGCUAG